This is a messenger RNA of Arabidopsis thaliana (thale cress), 2344 nucleotides long. RefSeq names its product translocase 11 (gene TRANS11). The transcript is spliced from 8 exons. Gene Ontology annotation, molecular function: phosphotransferase activity, for other substituted phosphate groups; phospho-N-acetylmuramoyl-pentapeptide-transferase activity. The coding region runs from base 211 to 1653 and encodes 480 amino acids. Gene Ontology annotation, cellular component: membrane. The record is from RefSeq and is marked reviewed. Lineage: Eukaryota; Viridiplantae; Streptophyta; Magnoliopsida; Brassicales; Brassicaceae.
GUUGGAUUUCAAUUUCAUACAGAUAUUUUUGUUUGCGACAUAAAAAAUCCGGAGUCACCAAUCACAUAACCCACAGAGAGCUUGACCCAAAUCGUUUCUUCUUCAUCAACGACGCCAUUUACGUUUCUCCACAUUCUUUCUUCUUCGUCUCUCACUAAAUUCAAUUACUCUUCAUCACCAACCUUCUGUACUGUCCCCGGAAACGAUGCGAUGAGAUGUUCCUUGUUAACUCCGACUUCUUACCGAUUUCAUUACCCAAACCCGUUUCGAUCUCUUGAAUCGAUUCCUCCCCUUUCAAAUUCACGUUAUCGCAUCGAAUCUGGAUCUCCCUCUUCUUUCAAGUUCAGUGCGCCGAGCUUGCAGAGACAUAGCUCUGUCUCGGUUAAAGCAUUUGAUGAUGAUACAUUUGAUUUCUAUACCGGUGACAUAUUUGCUGCUACUUAUGCUAUUUCGUCGAGUGAAGGCGAAGAGAGCGAUGGGGAUUAUGCUUUGAAUGUGGUUACCGAAACUACUGCACAGAAGCUAGGAAAGUUUCCAAGAGGUCGCAAAAAGCACAGAAUCAGAUAUGGGAUUAAUUUGGGGCUUCUUGCUUUUUUGUCACUGCUGCUUCUACUGAUGGACUCUUUUGCUUGGAAGAUUGUUAGACUACCUUUGCCUCCAUAUUUCUUAAGCAUGCCCUUCUUCACAUCGGCGAUUCUAGUUACCUUAGCUGGUUAUAUUUUUGUUCCGCUUCUAGACAGACUGAGAGUGCAUGAGCCAAUUAGGACAUUAGGGCCAGUUCCACAUAACCGCAGACCAACAAUCCCGACAAUGGGUGGGUUGUUUUUUGUUCCAAUUGGUGUUGUUGUUGCAAUAGCCUUGAAUAAAGUUUCAUCCAUCGAAGUCUUGGGAGCAGCAGCCGCAACUGUAGCAUUUGCAGCCAUUGGGCUAAUUGAUGACUCCUUAAGCCUCUACAGUGAGAAUAAUAAUGGUUUAUCUGCAAAGAUACAACUUCUUUUGGAGGCAGCUGUUGGGACUUGCUUUGCGUUUUGGUUGGAGACUGCAAGCUUAUCAUCUCCUUAUGGCAUGAAAAUGUUGGUCCCCUUGCCUUCACCAUUAGGUCUUGUUUUCUUGGGAAAACUUUACCUACUGUUGACAUCGUUUUACUUUGUUUCCAUGGGAAACUUAGUCAAAGCAACCGAUGGUCUCGAUGGAUUGGCGGGAGGUAUUGCUGCUUUGUGUUUUGUUGCAAUGGCAAUAGCAGUUCUUCCUAUUUGCUCUGAUCUCUCUGUAUUUGGAGCUUCGAUGGCUGGAGCUUGUUUUGGGUUUCUGCUUCACAAUCGAUACAGAGCAUCAGUUUCCAUGGGAGAUACAGGAUCCUUGGCUCUAGGUGGAGCUUUGGCUGCAAUGGCUGCUUGCUCAGGAAUGUUCUUCCCGUUGUUCAUAUCGUCUGGUGUCGCAGUUUUGGAAGCUUCUUCUGUCAUUAUACAGGUCGUGUAUUACUCGACAACUAAGCGUUUAAAAGGAAAAGGGCGUCGGAUAUUCAAGACUAUACCGUUUCAUCAUCACCUUAGGCUAAACGGUUUAAAGGAGCCAAUGAUAGUAACGAUGGCAUAUGUAAUAUCCUCUUUGCUCUCUCUUUCAGCAGCUUACAUAGGUCUUAUUUCUGCAUAAGCCUCUUUUUCUUUUUUGCUUCCCCUCUACCCAAUUUUUGUUUUCUUGAAUUCUUUUAAAUAGAGUAAUGUUUAUUAUAGCGACUACUUUUAUAAAAGAGUAGGCUACACAAAUUUUACGGUUAAAUCACAUCAAUAAGAUUUUAUUAUAGGCUAUAACCAUUUUAUUUUCUCUAAUCUUCAACCUUUUUUACGAUUUUAAUUGGCAAUCUAGAAUAAUAGAAAUGCUAGAGAUUUGCUAUUGUGUUAUUCUACUCUUACCAACUUGAUGCUUUUAAGUUUUAGCACACAUAAAAGAAAAAAAGAAACAGUCUUGAUGUUAUGUUUUCUUUUUACUAUAGUCUAAAGAAACAAAUAUUUUAAAAACUUGAGCUGGAAAUGAUCGAGCAAAUUUUAUUGAUGUGAUUUAACCGUAAUUUGUGUAGUUUUCAACUUUUCAUCAAGGCCUACUCUUUUAUAAAAAUUUCCAAUGGAUCUAGAUCACUUUUCUUGUUUUUCUCUCAACUUUGAUGACAAAGUGAAGUAAAGAGAGAAAAAGUAAAGGAACAAAGUUCAUAUAAAUAGACUGGCUACCAAAAAUUUCAUUAGGUACAAUUAUAUAUAGUUUGUUAGUGUUUUAGUCGAUAGAAUCAGAGACUUUUUUUUACCCAUGCAUUUGUAAUCAUUUCGAUGAUCGUUAAGUCCACCGCGAG